Molecule: messenger RNA, 1542 nt
Organism: Microthlaspi erraticum
Lineage: Eukaryota; Viridiplantae; Streptophyta; Magnoliopsida; Brassicales; Brassicaceae
Source: the annotation of a GenBank genome assembly
AUGUCUGCUUUUGUCGGCAAAUACGCAGAUGAACUGAUCAAGACGGCCAAGUACAUUGCAACUCCCGGAAAGGGCAUUCUGGCGGCAGAUGAGAGCACCGGAACCAUAGGGAAACGAUUCUCCAGCAUCAAUGUUGAGAACAUUGAGUCCAACCGCCAAGCUCUUCGUGAGCUCCUCUUCACUUCCCCUGGCGCUCUCCCUUGCCUCUCCGGCGUUAUCCUCUUCGAGGAAACUCUCUACCAGAAGACCUCUGAUGGCAAACUCUUUGUCGACUUCCUUCAGGAGAAUGGAGUUAUUCCCGGAAUUAAAGUGGACAAGGGUGUAGUUGAUCUAGCAGGGACCAAUGGCGAGACCACUACUCAGGGUCUAGACUCGCUUGGUUCACGUUGCCAGGAGUAUUACAAGGCAGGAGCCCGUUUUGCCAAAUGGCGUGCAGUCCUCAAGAUUGGGGCCACCGAGCCAAGUGAGCUCUCGAUCCAGGAGAACGCCAAGGGGCUAGCUCGCUAUGCCAUCAUCUGCCAGGAGAACGGACUGGUCCCGAUCGUCGAGCCAGAGGUGCUGACUGACGGGAGCCACGACAUCAAGAAAUGUGCGGCAGUGACCGAGACGGUUCUUGCUGCCGUGUACAAGGCCUUGAACGACCACCAUGUCCUCCUCGAAGGCACUCUGCUCAAACCUAACAUGGUCACUCCCGGCUCAGACAGCCCAAAGGUUACACCGGAAGUGAUCGCGGAACACACCGUGACUGCCCUCCGCCGCACGGUCCCAGCAGCGGUUCCAGGAGUUGUGUUCCUCUCAGGCGGCCAGAGCGAAGAGGAAGCGACGCUAAACCUGAACGCAAUGAACAAGCUCGAUGUGUUGAAGCCAUGGACGCUCACUUUCUCCUUUGGCCGAGCCCUCCAGCAAAGCACCCUCAAGGCUUGGGCCGGUAAGACAGAGAACGUAGCCAAUGCUCAGGCCACGUUCUUGACCAGGUGCAAGGCAAACUCGGACGCUACCCUAGGAGCGUUCGAAACGUGUGUAACGUUUGAUGCGAUUUGGAUCCGCCGCCUCGUCGGUUGCUCAGCAUUUCUCGUCGCUGCCAAAGGAAGCUCUUUCUUCUCCUUCAUCUUUUCCUCUUUCUGCUCUUUGUGUCGUCUUCCGGUGACUCUAUUUCCGACGGCGCUUCUUCGGCUUUUGAGUCUGUUUGAAUCCGGUGGUGUCGUUCCUGCGUGGUGGCUUGACUUGGGGAGGCGUGUGGCGUCUUGGCGUUCUACGCCGGUGAGGUUUUCGGUUGUCUCUCCGUCUACGCUUUCGUUUGCACAGCAGAUUUCGGCGGCUUUUGGUGGAGGUCACAGCAGAUUUCGGCGGCUUUUGGCAGAGGUCUUCUGUGUUAGUGUAGUUCCGACUAGAUCUACGGGGUGUGCGUGUUACAGUCCUCGAGGACGAGUCUCCAGCGCCGGCGCUUCAGAUCUGCUCCCUUGUCCAACUUAUUUGCGUGUCAUAGUUCUCUGCAUUAGGAAUAGUUUUAGUUCUUACGAAAAUAGUCAUGUUUUUAGUUGA